AUGUCUCGCUUCUCCCAUCUCGACACGGACGAGGAACGACUCCCGCACGGCAUGCGCCGCGUGGGCUACGACGCCGACACACAGGUAUACACGUACCAAGAUACCGACGGGAGCUACUGGGAGGGCGCUCCAGGCCAGCAAUACGGGCAGCUGACGCAGGUAUCCGGCGCGACGUCCGGGCCGGCCGAGGAUGCCGAAUAUGACCCCUUCAUCCCGGGCUCCGAGAGCGGCGUUGGCAGCCGACAGCAACAACUAUGGGCCGAGAAGAAGUCGUGGAGGCAAGAGAUGAGGCCGCUGCUCAACUUCUUUGUCAUCAUCGGGCUGUUCCUGCUCGUGUUGACAUGGUGGCUGUACCGCACGCCCAGCGAAACCGAAGUUGCGCCCGAGUGCGGACAGCAGGCUGUACCGUACAAAAUAGAGCACGGAAACACGUGCUGGGCCAUCGCGACGGGGCAGAAGAUCAGCGUUGAGGAGCUAGUCAAGGCGAAUGAGGGACUGGACUGUGACAGAUUGCAGGUCGGGAGCUUCAUAUGUGUACCCACCGCUAGGGAAGCGGCAUAA
Colletotrichum graminicola M1.001 is the source of this 561-nucleotide messenger RNA. Its product is annotated as LysM domain-containing protein. The transcript has a single exon. NCBI's taxonomy places the organism in Eukaryota, Fungi, Ascomycota, Sordariomycetes, Glomerellales, Glomerellaceae. The record is from RefSeq and is a predicted model, not a curated record. The coding region runs from base 1 to 561 and encodes 186 amino acids.